AUGUAUCCCACUUCAUUGGCCAUCGGAACGGGGUUAUUGUCCGGAACAUUUGCCCACGUUCUAAUGUUUCGAAAGGGGGAAUGGGAUCUUUACACUAUCAAGAUACUACAAGGACUUCUCAUAGUCUUUAGUCUCCUAGCACUGAGCUUCAAGAGGCUGGGAGCUACUGAGGCUGGAACUCCGUACAGCUUCUUGGAAUCCAUCACAGCAUCCAUAUAUAUGGUUUCUUUUAUGCUCUCAGGGACCUUCUCCAACAUACUCCUUUACCGUAUCAGCUUUUUUCACCGCCUGUACAAGUUUCCGGGUCCUUUCAUGGCCAGAGUCUCCAACCUUUAUCUCACCAAGCGUUCCGUUGCUAGCUUUCAACUCUACCGAGAGAUUCAGGAUCUUCAUAGGAAAUAUGGGGAUAUUGUGCGCGUGGGACCCUCGGCACUAUCGAUCCUCGAUGCCAAGGUCUUCCAUGCAAUACAUUCGAACAGUUCGCCCUGCAGUAAGGGACCCUGGUACAAUAUCGAACAGCCGGCCAUCUCUCUCCACAUGUCGCGGGACAAGAACGAGCAUUCCCGUAGGCGACGAGCCUGGGACAGGGCGUUUAGCUCAAAGGCUCUCCGUAAUUACGAGCCCCGCGUGGUCAAAUAUACCGGCCAGCUACUCGAUCGAUUAGAAGAUACCCAAGAUAUGCCUGUCGACAUUGCAAAGUGGUUCAAGUUCUACAGCUUCGAUACCAUGGGUGACCUAGCCUUUGGUCAGAGCUUCAACAUGCUAACAGGUGGCGUUAAGCAUCCGUUCAUGGCACUUGUUGAGUCGCACAUGGCAAUGGCGGGGACCCUCAGUCAACUGAUAUGGAUGUUUCCCCUGUUCAGGGCAAUGCCUUUUCUUGGUCGGGAAGAUGCUAUCUUCCAGAAGUGGCUGGAGACUCAAGUUCGCCAUCAAGAACAGAACAAGCCAGACCUUCCGAAUAUUUUCUCGUGGCUCCUUGAAGAUUAUAAAACCCAGUUAUAUCCCAAAGAGCAAGACUGGUUAAACUUGCAAGCUGACAUGCAGCUUAUAGCCGUUGCUGGAAGCGAUACCACUUCUGUAACACUUACUUGCCUGUUUUACUUGUUGGCUACCAACAAAGAUGAGUGCAAGAAGCUACAAGAGGAGAUUGACAACUUGUUUUCCAGCUCUUCACACCUUAAUCACUCGAGCUUUGCCAAGUUGACAUACCUCCAAGCUUGUAUUGACGAGACACUGCGACUCUUUCCUCCAGUGCCCUCUGGAUUGCAGCGUAUGACACCUCCAGAAGGGCUACGAGUCGGUGACAUCUUCAUUCCCGGGGAUACCAUAGUGACUGUUCCAUCCUAUACACUAUAUCGAGAUGAACGGUACUUCACCGCUCCUGACGACUUCGUCCCAGAGCGCUGGACGACAAGACCAGAGAUGGUGAAGAACGAUUCAGUAUUUGCACCAUUCUCAGUUGGUCGUUAUGCAUGUGUGGGUAAGCAAUUAGGUCUUAUGGAAGUUGGCUAUGCUGCUUGUAUGAUCUUACAUCGCUUUGACAUCUACCUUUCUGGUGAGGGGACUACAAGCAAGUCGGUGUUUCUUAAGGGUCUGAAAGACCAUUUUACACUAGAUGCGCCUCGGCUUGAUGUUGUACUUACAGCUAGGAAGCACUGA
Messenger RNA from Fusarium proliferatum ET1, 1659 nucleotides. RefSeq lists its product as uncharacterized. The coding region runs from base 1 to 1659 and encodes 552 amino acids. Gene Ontology annotation, molecular function: monooxygenase activity; oxidoreductase activity, acting on paired donors, with incorporation or reduction of molecular oxygen; iron ion binding. The record is from RefSeq and is a predicted model, not a curated record. The transcript has 7 exons. NCBI's taxonomy places the organism in Eukaryota, Fungi, Ascomycota, Sordariomycetes, Hypocreales, Nectriaceae.